This is a messenger RNA of Arachis stenosperma, 2187 nucleotides long. RefSeq lists its product as uncharacterized. Gene Ontology annotation, biological process: DNA integration. The record is from RefSeq and is a predicted model, not a curated record. The coding region runs from base 1 to 2187 and encodes 728 amino acids. Lineage: Eukaryota; Viridiplantae; Streptophyta; Magnoliopsida; Fabales; Fabaceae. Gene Ontology annotation, molecular function: RNA-DNA hybrid ribonuclease activity; nucleic acid binding. The transcript is spliced from 3 exons.
AUGCCAGGCAUAGACCCAGACGUCAUUUGCCACAAACUCGCCACUGACAGAGCAAUCCGGCCUAUAGCUCAAAAGAACAGAAACCUCGGAGCAGAAAAAUCUAAAGGCAGCCCUAGAAAAAACCAGAAAGCUCUUCAGUGCCAACUUCAUCAAAGAGAUCCGCUUCACCACAUGGCUGUCAAAUGUGGUAAUGGUAAGGAAAAAUUCAGAAAAAACACAAAAACCAAUAUACUUCGUCAACAGAGUCAUGCAACCAGCCGAACGAAAGUAUCCGAGAAUAGAGCAGCUGGCCCUAACACUGGUGACAACGGCGAGAAGACUCAGACACUACUUUCAAAGCCACCCGAUAAUUGUAAGAACGAACCAACCAUUAAGGCAAAUACUGACAAAAUCAGAACUAGCUGGACGACUGACCAAAUGUUCCAAUCAAGACCGAUCCUGAAAGCACAUAUCCUCGCAGACUUCAUCUCUGAGCUCACCCCUGACGAGCACCACUACAACAAGGCCUGGGAACUACAUGUUGAUGGGGCAUCAAGCCGAGAAGGAAGCGGGGCCGGGAUAGUCCUGAAAGAGGGAGACAAAGUGAUAGCUGAGCAAUCCCUCCAAUUCCACUUCUCAGCGAGUAAUAAUCAGGCCGAGUAUGGGGCACUCAUAGCAGGACUCAGGCUCGCCAUCAACCUACAAGUACAUAGCCUGACGACGCACUGUGAUUCCCUCUUGGUGGUUCAACAAAUCCGAGGAGAUAUUCAGGUAAAAGAUCCCUUGCUGGAGCGGUAUUGGCUCAUAGCAAAGGAUCUCAUUUCAAAAUUCAGCUCGUUCAUCAUAUUGCAUGUGCAUAGAGAAAAGAAUGUUAGAGCGGACAUAUUAUCUAAACUUGCUACCACUAGGGCGGACACCCAAACAUCAGCACUAUCACAACUCACACUUAAAAAGCCUAGCAUUGAACUUUUAUCUAUAACAAACAUUAACCAUCUCCGAGACUGGAAAACACCUUUUCUUAAGUACAUCAAUGCAGGUACCAUACCCAAAGACGAGCUUAACUCGCAACACUUUAGACGAAAGGCAAGUCUAUACACAAACAUAGCCGGAGAACUAUACAAGCGCGGCUUCUCACAACCAUUACUAAAAUGCCUAAACAAAGAUGAAGCAGAAGAGGUAAUGGACGAGGUUCACAAGGGCGUAUGUGGAAACCACAUCGGAGGACGAGCUCUCGCCGCUAAGAUCAUCCGAACAGGAUACUAUUGGCCAACUAUGAAAAGUAGAGGCUGCAUAGCAAAGGUCAAGGCAUGCGACAACUGUCAGAAGCAUGCCGCCGUCUCUAUGAAGCCUGCCGAAGUCUUACACAGCAUAGAGGUAAGUUGGCCUUUCCACAGAUGGAGGCUCGACAUCCUCGGCCCAUUUCCAAUAGCUUCAAGCCAGGUAAAAUUUCUUUUAGUAUCAAUAGACUAUUUCUCCAAAUGGAUAGAAGCACAGCCACUAGCAAGAAUAACUGCCAAAAAGGUACGAUCUUUCAUAUGGAAAAACAUCAUAUGCCGAUUUGGAAUACCAAAGGAGAUAAUAUCGGACAAUGGUAGACAAUUCAGAGAUAACAAACUCGCAUCAUUUCUAAAAAAUUUUAACAUAUUGCAUCAUUUUAGCUCGGUCGAACACCUACAAACCAAUGGACAGGCCGAAGCUGCUAACCGAGUUAUAUUGCAGGCAAUAAAGAAAAAGCUCAAAAAUGCGAAAGGAGGAUGGGCGAAAUUAAUUCCAGAAAUAUUAUGGAGCUAUAACACAACAGUACAAUCCACCAUGGGGGAAACACCUUUCAAACUAGUUUAUGGGUCGAAAGCAUUAAUCCCAGUUGAAGUCGGCAUUCCUACAAUAAGAACCGAGCUAUACGAUAAACAACACAAUACAAACGCAAGAAACGCCGAGCUUGAUCUGACCAAAGAGGACAGAGAAAUCACCGCCAUCAAACAAAAAGCCAAGAAACAAUUGGCAGAAAGAAAGCACAACAAGAAGGUUGUGCCGAGGACAUUCAGCGAAGGCGACCUAGUACUCCGACGAACAGAAGACGCAAGGCGACUCCCUUCACAUGGAAAGCUCGCAGCAAAUUGGGAAGGACCUUUCCGAGUAACCAAAGUGCUCGAAAAGGGGGCUUAUCAACUCCAAACACUACAAGGCGAACCAGUCUCAGGAAACUGA